AUGAUGGAAGAAAUGGGCUUUACUGCCAACCACGGUACCACAUCAAGCUCCUCGACGCGCUUUGACCCGCCGGAUGACACGGGCCGCUCUAUAUCUUUCCACAAACCACAUCCCUACUUGUAUAUCGAGCCCGUCACUGUGCGUCUAUGGGGGGAGAAACUCAAAACAACCUAUGGCUGGAGCGAAGGACACUUCUUGUCGGUCGAUAAGCUUGCACACCGACGCCCGGCGAUUGAAAGCCGUACCCUACCGAGAACGCCCCAGCCUGACACAUCUUCGGCUAGUCUACCGACCGUGUCCCCUUCGGCUCCACCAGCAUGGCGUCCUCUAGCCGAUCCGCCAUACACUCAGCCUGUCGAGGACAGGUGCGAUCCGCCCACUGUGGCGGCUCUACAGUCAAGGAAGGCUUUGGCAGCUCCCAUAUCCGAAGUGACGGGGCCGUCCCGGUCUACCGCACCACUGCUAUUCGGACCAGAGCCCGAUGGUGUCGUUGAAGCGUUGAGCACAGUGGAACUUGAAGGCGUUACUGCACGCCCAACUGCAUCCAAAGGGCACGGGCAGGAGAGUGUAGCUUCCGCGAGUUCAUUGCCAUUGGACAUCCCGAACGUGACCGACCCGGUACCUGUCAAUGAGCACUGGGCCCGUGAGGAUAGGAUAGUAGCAUCUGUCGCCGAAGACGUACCCGAGGAUACCUCGCCCGCACCGGCGGGCUCAAGAAUGCGCACAGUGACGGAUAUGGUGCAUACGCCACAGACACCUAUCUCUGGCACGAUAGCAGAGUCUUCAAGGGCAUAUUUGGGGCAGCUCGCGGCGAAGGGACAGGGCAAAGUGAAGACAAGGAAAGUAGUCUCAGAGAUAAACCCGACGAAGACCGGUUUCAUGGAUCGCCUGCGGGGUGAUAAGGGAAAGAGCAAGGAGGUCGCGCAGGGAGUUGUAGCGGAGACAUUGAAGAUCCCCCGAGUCUUCGGUCAACUCGGUAGGAAGGCCGCGGACGCGAUGGGGCAGGUGCUGCAAACCAAGGAUGCAAUCCUUCGUCGGCCGAUGCGAUGGACGACGUUCUGCAAGACGAUGGCGAGCGUAGGCUUCAAGGUAGACCACACAACUGGCAGCUCGUCGGUUUGCUUCACGCCGGUGAACGGUGUCCUAAAGGGCCCGCCAGUCCACUUCCACAAACCGCACGGCCAUGGUACGGACGCCAUCGAGCCCGUCACGCUCGCUCACUGGGGUAGAAGGCUCAAGGAGACAUAUCCCGACCUAGCAGACGAGUUUCUAGUGCAGCACGAGACGGACGAUUGA
This is a messenger RNA of Peniophora sp. CBMAI 1063, 1296 nucleotides long. The record is from the annotation of a GenBank genome assembly. NCBI's taxonomy places the organism in Eukaryota, Fungi, Basidiomycota, Agaricomycetes, Russulales, Peniophoraceae.